AUGUCAACUGAACAUUAUCAUCGUUUGUCAACGUCUGCCUCGUAUAUUUCAUCAACAAUGUCAAUUGAUGAUAUUCAAAUUUUAUCAACGUCUUCUUCUCUAUCUACUUCUACAUCAUCAAAUACAACCCAGGUCGUAGAGGUAAUUAAAGAUUUAAUUGUACGUUGGGUAUGCAGUGAUAUUCGUCCUUUUCCACAAUUGAUGAUGAUGGUCUUAGAGAACUUAUACAAGAGUGCGUCAGAUUGGGUAUACAUCUUUUUUGAUUUUAUAUUUAUUGAAUAUACUGUCUUAGGAAGUAUUUAUGGAAAUAUUGAUGUCAAUGAUAUUCUUCGUGGUCGAACAGUAAUAUCUACUCAUAUACAAUCUGCUUCAAGAUCCUGUCGUCAACGUAUUAAAGAUUUACUACAGGAGCCAUACAAUAGUAGAUGUUUGUCGAUAUCACCAGAUUUCUGGUGCGAUAAAUACAAGCAAGUUGCUUAUCUCAGUGUUACAGUUGUUAUUGUCGAUAAAGAUUUUAAAUAUUAUACAAUUGGUUUGUUCUGUAAACCAUUUCAAGAAUCUUAA
Molecule: messenger RNA, 564 nt
Organism: Rotaria socialis
Lineage: Eukaryota; Metazoa; Rotifera; Eurotatoria; Philodinida; Philodinidae
Source: the annotation of a GenBank genome assembly